GGCGGCCGGACAGAAUCCCUAACCCAACUCAAAUUGAUUCGAAGAACAAAUUUUAAAAGAGGAAUAAACGGAAUAAAUAAAUGGACUGUUCUCUUCUAGCCUCUCCUCCGCCACAUUCUCCUUCCAUUUCCCAGCACACCAAUUUUCCCGCGCUCUUUUCUCAGUUUCUGUCGCCGUCGUCGCACCGGAGAACACCGCGGCGAUUUUUCGCCGUAAUGGCGUUUUGCUCCUCCCAAGCUCCGGCGAUCACGUCUCGUACGGUUACCAUAUCCUAUAGCGAGCUCAAGGAUAAAAAUUCUGACUUGUCCGCUAAAAUUGAAGAAGGAUUUGGGCCGAACGGCCUUGGUAUACUCUCAGUUUCAGACGUUCCUGAGUAUACUUUACUGCGUAGAAAUCUACUUCUUCUUUCACAUAGAUUAGCCAACCCCCCUGAGAGUGUUAAACAGGAGCUGGAAGAUCCUGAUAGUAGGUAUAACUUCGGAUGGAGUCAUGGAAAAGAGAGACUUGAAUCUGGAAAACCAGAUACACUGAAAGGAUCCUUUUAUGCAAAUCCAGUGCUAGAUGUGCCAACAACUGAUCCAUCCCUUAUUAAACGAUAUCCAUCCUAUUGUGGACCAAAUAUAUGGCCUCAUACCAGUCUGCCAGAAUUUGAGAUUGCUUUUAAAGCGCUGGGGAAGAUGAUUCUUGAUGUUGGGUUGUUAUUGGCUCAUCACUGUGACAGCUAUGUAUCCCUCAGGACAACACCAACUGAAAAUGAUGGCCUUGAACAAAUUCUUUUUCAAUCUAGAUGUCAUAAAGGCAGGCUGCUUUACUAUUUCCCUUCCCAGCAAAGUAGUUGUUCCCAAGAUGAUGAAUCCAUGUCAUCUUGGUGUGGUUGGCAUACUGAUCAUGGUUCGCUAACAGGUCUUACAUGUGGCAUAUUUACAAGAAAUGCUGUAGAAAGGCCUUGCCCUGAUAUUGAUGCUGGCCUGUACAUAAAAACUCGUGCUGGUCAAAUAGUCAAAGUGGAAUUUGGAGAAGAUGAAAUAGCGUACCAAAUUGGUGAGAUAACCGAGAUAUUGUCAAGAGGUCAACUCUGUGCAACACCACAUUGUGUCCGGGCACCAAAAGGGAAGGAAGCAUCUGGUGUUGAUCGCUCAACAUUUGCACUGUUCAUGCAGCCAGAUUGGGACGAGAAGCUCAACUUCCGAGAUGUGGUACAUAUUCACAAGGAGCUGAUUGCCUCCUCCGAUGGCUCUUUGACUUUUGGAGAGUACACAGAAAAGCUGCUGGACGGGUACUAUCACCUCAAACAAAAAUAGCUGUAAAUGCUUAGGCCAGUCACAUAGUUUCAAUGGGGAGAGAGAGUAUACAACCUGGAUGCGCUAUAUAAAUGUACAUAAAUAAGGUAGUACAAAGCAAAACCAAACUAUCACAGGGUGCACAUCACAUCAUAUAAUCCCUUUGUACCCAAAACUGUACUCCUAUACAUUGCAUGUUUCAAAUUGACACUUGUACUUUUUUGUACUGUUUUAAUAAAGUCUGCAUCUUUCA
Messenger RNA from Cuscuta campestris, 1533 nucleotides. The record is from the annotation of a GenBank genome assembly. Lineage: Eukaryota; Viridiplantae; Streptophyta; Magnoliopsida; Solanales; Convolvulaceae.